Molecule: messenger RNA, 1256 nt
Organism: Hibiscus syriacus
Lineage: Eukaryota; Viridiplantae; Streptophyta; Magnoliopsida; Malvales; Malvaceae
Product: myb-like protein Q
Exons: 3
Coding region: 83-1249 (388 amino acids)
Biological process (GO): regulation of DNA-templated transcription
Cellular component (GO): nucleus
Molecular function (GO): DNA-binding transcription factor activity, RNA polymerase II-specific; RNA polymerase II cis-regulatory region sequence-specific DNA binding
Source: RefSeq, a predicted model, not a curated record
UUGUAUACUUUUUUUGUUUAAUAUUAUGUGCGCACGAAGAUAACGCAACGUUGUAGCGCGACAGAAUUUGUCAGGUGAGGAAAUGGAGGCAUGGAAGAGUGUUUUAUAUGCACCAGACAAUAUGAAUAGUCUCCGCUGUCAAUCUUCAACUUCUUCUUCUUCACCUGGUUCCUCUAUGCGGAUGGUUUACCCAGACAUGAGUUGUCUUUCUAUUGCUCCAAACUACGGCACUGUUUUUUACUCACAGGAAAGCCACAGCUCUGAUGUUGUGGAGGGUAAGGGCUUUGACUGCAGUGAUGGGUUUGGAGAUGAUACUAAUGCCACCAUUAACCUCAAUGCCGGCAAGGAAUCAGACAGUGGGCAGUCAAAGCUUUGUGCCAGAGGUCACUGGAGGCCUGCAGAAGAUACUAAGCUCAAGGAACUUGUUGCUCUUUGUGGUCCUCAGAACUGGAACCUUAUAGCUGAGAAGUUGGAAGGAAGAUCAGGUAAGAGCUGCAGGCUGAGAUGGUUUAAUCAGUUGGACCCUAGGAUCAACAGAAGAGCUUUUAGUGAAGAAGAAGAGGAGAGGCUAAUGCAAGCUCAUAGACUUUACGGUAACAAAUGGGCAAUGAUAGCUAGGCUGUUCCCUGGAAGAACUGAUAAUGCAGUGAAGAACCAUUGGCAUGUGAUAAUGGCCAGGAAGUAUAGAGAACAAUCGAGUGCCUACAGGAGGCGGAGGCUGAGUCAAUCUGUUUAUAGGAAGAUUGAACAAACUCUAGGCUUUGUCUGCAGAGAUGCAGCAACAAAAGCAGAACCACCCCAACACUGUCUCAAUAUGCCCAAUAGAGGACCAGACAUUAUCUCCCAGUAUCAGUUUGGAACCUUCAAAGGUGCUGUUGGUGCAUGUGGGGUUGAUGGUGACUCAAAUGUUUCACCCCACAUGACCAGUGGGAGAGAAGCAAUCUUAAGCAUGAAGGUCCCUCAUCAUAAUGGGUUUUGUUCACAACACAAACCUUUUGAUUUCUUCCCUGAUGUUAAGAGCAAUGGCAUGUUGAGCCAGACCAGAUUUUGGGAAAGGCCCAUUGAUGAGCCCCAAAUAUACAGGAAUUCAAUGCAACAGUCCCAAAGCAUCACAGAUUCCAGAGCAUCAAUAACACCUCAAGUUUCAGCCACUGAACCUUCAUCAUCAGUGGCAGCGAGCAGCAACCACUGCCCCUAUGAGACCGUUCCACCACCUUUCAUUGACUUUCUUGGAGUAGGAGCCAUAUGAAGUCACG